Molecule: messenger RNA, 3435 nt
Organism: Fulvia fulva
Lineage: Eukaryota; Fungi; Ascomycota; Dothideomycetes; Mycosphaerellales; Mycosphaerellaceae
Exons: 1
Coding region: 1-3435 (1144 amino acids)
Source: RefSeq, a predicted model, not a curated record
AUGACGACUACCGGGCCAAUCAGGCCCAUCCCGCGUAGAGUCAGCAGAUCGUCGGGUCCAGAGAGAGUCUAUGCCCAGAAUAUCGCUCGACUGGAGCGCACUGCAGAAGAGAUUUCGAUGGGAGGGAGCGACAUUGGCGAGGAGAUCCGCAAGAUGAACGAGAUGGAGAAAGAGCGCAGUCGGCAGAACUCGAUCCAGAGCAGCCACCAUGGCGACAUAAGCGUGGUGCGCCCGCGGCCCCCAACGAGAAUGGGCAGCACCACCAGUUUGUACGCCGCAAACUCUAUUGUCGAGGCCAACAACACCGCACGCUGGGGUGGCUACUCGCCGCCAGCGUUCAUCACGUCUCCCGUGGGCUCAGUGCGCUCAGGAGCAUCGUGGUCGCACGCAUCGGCCAUGCCAUCUGCGUCGCGCACCACCUCGUCUCGCUUGGCCAUGGUCGAGCCUAUGCAGGAGGGAAACCCCCUCAACUCGCCAUUGGCACCCAGCAGCGUGUCGUUGUACUCACAGGAACACCAGAUGUCUCGACAAGCCUCACAGACGUCCUUUUCGAGACGAUACGACCAGAUCGCUGGCGAGAUCGAAGAACAAUUGCAGACCAUCCCUGCCACGCCUUCACCACAUCCUCCCGAGCACGACGAUUGUGCAGCACGCGAUGCUCCCGAUCGACCGCACUCGACGGACACGUACAGGGAGGCACAAUUAGCGUUCAAGGACUUUGACGGGGUGCACUACGAUCCUGACAGUGAGGAGUACGUGCUGGAAGAUGAUGGGGGCAACGAGGUGCGUCGUGUUUCGGCACGAACGUCUUCUGGUAGUCUGUUGGGUGCUGCAUCGCUUCUCAGGCAAUCGAAGGGAAAAGAGAGCAUGUUACAAUAUGGCGCGCCACCUCCGAAUCAGAACAUGGUGUAUUAUCCAGCACCGGUGCCACGUAUGUUGAACAUGCCGAAGCGUUUGUCACAGCAGCCACCGCCAAGUGUGCAGGCAAAGAGAAGGUCACAGAUGUUGCAGGAGCUGUCCAAGCAGAACAGAGAAUCUGCUCCUUGGAUCCCACCGAUUGCGUUUGACGAAGAGGGGAACCAGAGUCAGGCAGACGUUCGAAGCCAGCGGUCGGGCUCGCAGUCGACCCACAGCCAGGAUCCGAACCAACCUCGAGGCAUGCUCAACGAGCGCAUGAGCAUGCAUAACCCGCAGAAUCUACCACCGCAGCUACGAGCGUCGGUCUUCUUCGAGCACCCUUCCGUCACACACGAUGUAGAGUUGACCAAUGAGUCGGCCGUAGCCACGCUGGACAGUAUUCUGGCAGCCUCCGCUACUGCACCUGUCGAUGUUUUCACUCACCAUCCUUAUGCCGGCGAUGUACGAAAGUCUGUGUAUGCGCCAGAAGGGCACCAGAAGAGGAGGAGUACGGCAACGUUGGCCAAGAUACCAAGUGAGGAACAGGAGACGGAACAGCAGAAGAAGAUCAAGAAGAGACGGAGUAGCAGUAUUGGCAACUUCUUCCGCAGGAACAGCACUGAUCUGAAUGGUGAGAUGAAAGAGGUAGCCAGGUCACGGCCUGUCAGUAAGGGUAGCAUGCUCGACUUCAACGAGAGUGGUAACAAGCUAAGGAAGAGAAAGAGCCAGAUGAGUAUGGGUAGCAUGGGUGAUGAGGUUCAAAGAGCCGAGCGAUCGAACAGACCUGAUUCGGAGAUCAUGGCAGUUCAAAGGAGAGCAUCGAUGAUGUCCGGCGGGUUGAUAGCACAAGCGGCGAACGGUCCAGUAUCUGACGAGCGAGAGGAGCAAGACGACUUUGUUCGCGAGCAGCGGAUCCCCAGUGAUCCUCGUCCCGGCACGGCCAUGAGCAGGAACAAGGCUUUGACUGAGGGCCAACAAGUCGCUGCAGACUUCGAAGCUGAGGCGGACAACUCGGACAUCGACCUCGAAGAUCCCAUCUAUGCGCAACCUACGACUCUGCUAGCCGAAUUGCAGGUACGAAAGGCGAAGCUGAAGUCGCGGAACAGAACUGCUGCAACAGCAUAUCCCGGUGGCAUGCACAGUACACUGCUGCAACUUGAUGCUGUUGAAGCGAUCAAUUCUAGGAAGCGGCAGAAGCAGAAGAUUGCACUGGCUUGGGAAGAUCCGAACUCGCGUGCAGAAGCAGAAGCGCAAUUGGAAGCUGAAGAUGAAGAUGUGCCGCUUGGUAUGCUUUUCCCUUCGAAAGAAGGCCUGAUCGCACGCAGGAUGGGUGACGGCCGUGACUGGGACAGGCCUCUAGGUCUGAUGGCGAAGCGCGAGAUGGAAGAGAACGAGCCUUUGAGCAGUCGACGAACGCGACUCAAUCCAGGAGCACGGCCUUUGAGGCAGCAGUCGAGCAUGAACUUGUCUCAGCUCCAUCUUGCUGGACAGCCUGCAGCGGACGAAGCUGAAGACCCCGGUGAAACGCUGGGUCAACGAAAGGCGCGGUUGCGGUCAAAGGAAGCUCUGGACAGUGCUAUCAAGGACGUGGCAUUUGGAGAGGGCGAGCGACCGGACAGCACUUUCACAGCGGAUGUACUUGACCAAUUUCCUGAGUUGAGUCUGAACGACGACGGGACCAAGAAGGAAGACCAGGUCAAGGCGUCGCUAGGCGGUAAUCAGGCAACUGCUGAGACUGUACCGGAAGAAGAGACCCUCGGUGCACGACGAGCUAGACUUCAGCGUGAACGUGAGGCAUCGGGUGAGCACGCGCCUCAAGAAGAACAAGGCGCACGACCUGCGCUGCAGUCUCGACCAAGCCUGGCGAACCUCCUCUCGUCCAACCCUGUCGGACAACGCCCUGCCAUGAACCGCGACCAACAAAUGUCACAAGGCACGUUACUCCACGCACAUGGAAUACAGCAAGCAAAGUCAAAGCAAAACCUCCUCGCCACGAAUAUGCGCCAUAUCAGUGGUCAUAGCCCUACUGCCAAUGGCAUGUCCCAUCCCUCCACAUACCAACCAGCCGGCGCCGUCUUCGACCCUUCGCUUCCUGCCGGUCACAGAGACUUCACCACCGGCCUCCUCAGUGCCCAACGCAGCAGACCAGCAAACGGCGCUUUCAGCGGAGGCGCCUACGGCAAUUUCCAAGGCGCCGGUCUCCAAACCCCCAUGUCCAUGUCCGGCAUGGGUGGCUCAAAUCCUUACUUCGCGUCUCCGACUGCGGGUCUGGGUGGUUAUGGCAACACCAUGCCCAUGUACAUGCCACAGCAACAGCAACCACAGCAGAUGAAUGCGCCUGCUUACUAUGCGCUAAAUGGCGGGCAUGCGAGUAUGAUGCCGGGGAUGGUAUCGACUGCAGGUUAUAAUGUCAUGACGGGGACGGGCCAGUAUGCGUAUAAUGCGCAGAACGGGCUGGGGAUGGUCGAUGGACCGCCGCUUAAUCCUAAUCAGAGGGCGGCGAUCGAUCGGUGGAGGGUUAGUGUUGCGCCGUCUUAG